Messenger RNA from Hyla sarda, 1595 nucleotides. RefSeq names its product hydroxysteroid 17-beta dehydrogenase 7 (gene HSD17B7). Gene Ontology annotation, molecular function: estradiol 17-beta-dehydrogenase [NAD(P)+] activity; 3-beta-hydroxysteroid 3-dehydrogenase (NADP+) activity; 5-alpha-androstane-3-beta,17-beta-diol dehydrogenase (NADP+) activity. Bases 168 to 1166 code for a protein of 332 amino acids. Lineage: Eukaryota; Metazoa; Chordata; Amphibia; Anura; Hylidae. The transcript has 9 exons. The record is from RefSeq and is a predicted model, not a curated record. Gene Ontology annotation, biological process: cholesterol biosynthetic process. Gene Ontology annotation, cellular component: endoplasmic reticulum membrane.
CGCCUCCUCCCAGACGAAUGUCUCUGUCAGUGUGUGGGCGGGGCUAGGCAGUCACGCUGGUGGCGAUUACCCCGCCCAUUUCUGGUUGUCCCCGCCCCUCCUGCAGGUCCUGAUGGACACUGUGCGCUGCUGCUUCCUGACACUUCUGUGUACGAGGAGGCACCGAGAUGAGGAAGGUGGUGGUUGUCACCGGAGCCAACAGUGGUAUCGGUUUGGCUCUGUGUGAGCGGCUUCUCUCUCAGAAUGACCAGAUCCGUCUAUGCCUGGCCUGCCGAAAUAUGGCGAGAGCUGAAGCUGCGCGUUCUGCACUUCUAUCUUCACACCCGGCGGCCGAUGUCGGCAUCGUUCAAAUCGAUGUUGGCAACAUAAAGUCGGUGUUACAAGGAGCGAUGAUGCUUAAAGAAAGGUAUAAACAGAUUGACUAUUUAUAUCUGAACGCUGGGAUAAUGCCAAAUCCUCAAGUGAGCCUCAAAGCCUUUGUAAAGGGUCUGUUUUCAAGGAAAGUCGUCAGCAUGUUUGCAACGGGAGAAGGACUUCUGACCCAGGAGGACCGUGUUACAGAAGAUGGCUUGCAGGAAGUUUUCGAGACCAAUGUGUUUGGACAUUUUAUACUGAUUAAAGAACUAGAACCUCUUCUAUGUCACACAGAUAAUCCUUCUCAACUUAUCUGGACAUCAUCCAGCAACGCCAGACGAUCGGCAUUCAGCCUCUCAGAUUAUCAGCAUCGACAAGGGCAGGAAUCGUACAGCUCCUCCAAAUAUGCUACUGACUUGCUUAGCGUUGCUUUGAAUAGACGUUACAAUAAAGAGGGUUUGUAUUCCAGUGUGGUAUGUCCAGGUCUUGUUAUGACAAAUCUUACCUAUGGGAUUUUGCCAUCUUUCUUUUGGACGUUAAUCAUGCCAAUCAUGUGGUUGAUCCGUGUGUUUACAAACUCUUUUACCAUUUCACCAUAUAAUGGAGCAGAAGCAUUGCUUUGGCUUUUUAGUCAGAAGCCAGAAUCUCUCGAUCCGUUGGCAAAAUAUCACAGCUGCACAUCUGGAUUAGGAAAUAAUUACGUUUCACCACUAAAGAUGGAUCUAGAUGACGAAAGCGGCCACUCUUUUUAUGAAAAGCUUUUGGACUUGGAGAAGCAAGUGCGGAAAAGAGUUGUACAGGGAAACAGUUAGAAUCAAUCUUGGACUAUCAUUUAUUUUUUUACCUUUUUAUUAUGUGAAUUUUAUGUAUAUUUUAUCUGGAUCUCUGACUACUGAAUCACCUCAAUCAUUGACUUAAUAAUGAUAAUGAAGCAUAGUUACCGGGAGCAAAUAAAGGAGCUGCGGUAGUCUUGUAGAGAUAGAGAUAGAUAGAUAGAAAGAUAGAUAGGAGAUAGAUAGAUAGGUAUUAGAUAUAUAGAUAGACACUAUAUUAUCUCUAGCUACCUUCAUAAAAAGAACCAACUCUAGGCUAAACCAAGAUUAUCCUGUACUUAAGGUCAUCAUGUUUUGAAGGCUGCCAUGGCUCUGCACCUGAAAUGUGGAUUCUUAGCGUAUUUAAAUUUGUUAACUUAUUAAAGGCAAUGGAAACCUUUGACAUGAAAAUAAAUAAUUUUGACAUAU